AAAACAGCAAAUCCCUAAAAAUUCAAUCGGAUUCAGCAGCAGGCAGCAACACACUCUCUCACAUCUUGUAGUAGAAGAAGAUGGGGUUACAAGGUCAACUCUCCGACGUCUCCACCGAUUCAAUCCCUCUCAUGCUCGUCGCUCUCCUCGCUACUCUCUUCAAACACGUCCGCUCUUUCUUCCUCAGAUUCUCUAAUCCUCACACAUCCGUCGACGAUGCUGCUGCUUCUUCUUCUGCCUCGGUUACUUCAGGACUCGCGAACCUCGCCGUACUUGCGGACCAGCUCAAACUCAACAGACUAUUCUCUUACAGCUACGUUGAUAACGCUGCCUCGGACUGCAUCGUGUGUUUGUCUACGCUUAAGACGGGAGAAGAAGUGAGGAAGCUUGAUUGCAGACACGUGUUCCAUAAAACUUGUUUGGAAGGUUGGCUCCAACAUCUUAAUUUCAACUGUCCGCUUUGUAGAUCUACCUUGCUUGCACAUGAAGGUGAACCGAUCUCUUCUCACUGAAUUUGUCUUUAUGACAAAAAAAAAGAAGGAAAGAGAGAAGAAGAGUUUGGGUGUUUUUAAUCUCGUUGCUUUCUCCUCUUUUCUUUUUGGGUUUGUGAUUAUUUCCUUAAAAUUGGUAUUUUUCGAAAUUCACUUCUUUAUAUAUGUUUUUUUUUUGUUUGAGGGAUCGAACGGAUAGAUAGUGUGUGUUGAUGUAAAUCUUUAGUAUGAGAAGUGUUGUUUUAGUCUUUUGUGUUUAGAUUUGUAUCUUGUUCAGAUUUUAGAAAACCAAAAGCUUUGCAUUUGUGACAUUCCUGCAUUUACCUUAUAUCCAGUCCUGGA
This is a messenger RNA of Eruca vesicaria subsp. sativa (arugula), 833 nucleotides long. The record is from the annotation of a GenBank genome assembly. Lineage: Eukaryota; Viridiplantae; Streptophyta; Magnoliopsida; Brassicales; Brassicaceae.